This is a messenger RNA of Orbilia oligospora ATCC 24927, 312 nucleotides long. RefSeq lists its product as uncharacterized. Lineage: Eukaryota; Fungi; Ascomycota; Orbiliomycetes; Orbiliales; Orbiliaceae. The record is from RefSeq and is a predicted model, not a curated record. Bases 1 to 312 code for a protein of 103 amino acids. The transcript has 3 exons.
AUGCCUUCCGGAUCUGAGGAAGACGAUAUCAACUUUGGACAGACCUAUCAAGAUCUUGUCAGAGCGGAACAAACAGCAAGUGAACUUGAGGCCCGCUUAGACAACCUCGACGAUCAGCUCGAAGCUUUGAUACGAGCCAGCAACUUACCUCCAGAGCUAUUUUCUAUGGAUGAAGAAACCUUGAAGGAAACCCUUGAAGCGGCAAGUGCAAAGAAAGAGAAGCAGGAGGAAGCAGUGCAGAGUUCUAACAACAUCAAGAAGGAUGGUACCAUGAGCCAGGCGAAUGGGACGGAAGGGCGGCAAGAUAGUUAG